Messenger RNA from Colletotrichum gloeosporioides, 1101 nucleotides. RefSeq names its product Homocysteine synthase. The record is from RefSeq and is a predicted model, not a curated record. Bases 1 to 1101 code for a protein of 366 amino acids. Gene Ontology annotation, molecular function: transferase activity, transferring alkyl or aryl (other than methyl) groups; pyridoxal phosphate binding. Gene Ontology annotation, biological process: transsulfuration. The transcript has a single exon. Lineage: Eukaryota; Fungi; Ascomycota; Sordariomycetes; Glomerellales; Glomerellaceae.
AUGGCUUCCAGGUUUGAAACGCUGCAAAUACACGCCGGCCAGGAGACCGACCCGGUCACCAAAUCAAGAGCCGUACCUAUCUACCAAACCGCAUACUUCAAUUUUGACGACUCGGCACACGCGGCACGAUGCUACGGCCUGGAGGAAGACGGACACAUCGGCAGUCGAACAUCGAACCCAACCACUGACGUAUUGGAGAAGCGCAUGGCGGCGCUAGAGGGCGGGCUCGCCGCCGUUGCCGUUGCCUCUGGCCAGUCAGCUGUGUUCAUGACCAUACUGUGUCUGGCCGGACGAGGUGAGAGCAUCAUAUCAACUGCUAACAUGUAUCACGGCGCGUACAAUCAGUUCAGCUUCCUGUUGCCGGACCUGGGCAUUUCGGUGGAUAUUGUCCAAGAAACCCCGGAAUCCAUCGAGGCAGCGAUAAACGAGACGACAAGGGCCAUCUAUCUCGAGAGCAUGGGGCAUCCACGCAUGAACGUUCCAGAUAUCGAGGCUAUUGCCCAAGUAGCACACCGACAUGGCAUACCUCUGGUGGUCGACAACACCGCCGGGGCUGGAGGCUACUGGUGCCAGCCGAUUCUCCACGGCGCCGACAUCGUAACGCAUAGUGCUAGCAAAUGGAUCUGCGGCCACGGAACCUCCGUGGGUGGUGUUGUUGUUGACUCGGGAAGAUUCGACUGGCGCAGUCCGAGAUUUGCAAGGCUCAACCAGCCCAACCCGGGCUUCCACAACAUCAACUUCCACGAGUCGUUUGGGAAGCUCGCCUUUGUGAACCGGCUCAGGCACCAGAUUCUCCGCGACUCUGGGGCCUGUCUGUCGCCGUACAAUAGCCGAGACCUUCUCAUUGGGCUGGAGACGCUCAGUCUGCGGUGCGAGAGGCACACACGCAACGCGACAGAGCUUGCGGUCUGGCUGUGUGGUCAUCCUGGCAUCUCUUGGGUCGACUAUCCAGGGUUAGAGAACCAUCCGAAAUCUCUUGCCGCUACCAAGUAUUUCCCUCGUGGCGCGGGGGCUGUCAUUCUCUUCGGUGUAAGAGGUGGUGCCGUUGUUGGAGAAUCACUCGUGGAUGGCUUCAAGCUCAUCACCCACAUGGCCUCGUAA